Messenger RNA from Cutaneotrichosporon cavernicola, 699 nucleotides. RefSeq lists its product as uncharacterized. Lineage: Eukaryota; Fungi; Basidiomycota; Tremellomycetes; Trichosporonales; Trichosporonaceae. Gene Ontology annotation, molecular function: RNA binding. The transcript has 6 exons. Gene Ontology annotation, biological process: mRNA splicing, via spliceosome. The record is from RefSeq and is a predicted model, not a curated record. Gene Ontology annotation, cellular component: nuclear speck. The coding region runs from base 1 to 699 and encodes 232 amino acids.
AUGAACAGGACCGUUCUCUACGUCACGGGCUUCUCGCCCAAUCUUAGAGCUCGCGAUCUCGCGCACGAGUUUGAGCGCUUCGGCCGCCUCGUGCGCUGCGACAUUCCCGCCCUCAAGUCUCCUUCGGCGACUCCCUUUGCCUUUGUCGAGUUCCGGCGUGAGGAUGACGCCGAAGACGCCUACUAUGACAUGCACGGGCGUAUGGUUGAUGGCCGUCGCCUGACUGUUCAGUGGGCCAAGCGUCCUCCCAGCGCGGCGUGGCGUCACGAGGACUUCCGCCGUGAGCGUGAGUGGGGUGGCCGUGGUGGUGGUGGUGGCGGUGGUGGUGGUGGUGGUGGUGGUGGUGGCGGCGGCGGCCGCGACCGUGACCGCCGUUCGCCUCUUCGGCGCCGUUCGCCCUCGCCGCGUCGUCGUUCGCCCUCGCCGCGUCGUCGUUCGCCCUCGCCGCGUCGUCGUUCGUCCUCACCUCGCCGCGACCGUGACUACGACCGCGACGAGCGUGACCGCGACUACGACCGUCGUGAGGGCCGUGGCCGUGAGGACCGUGGCGAGCGCGAUGAGAACGACCGCUCGCCCUCGCGUGAGGAUGACCGCCGUGAUGACGACCGCCGCCGCUCGCCCUCGCCGGAGCGUGAGCGCGAGCGCGAGGCUGCAGACGAGGACUCGCGGCCCGCCGAGGAGGACCGUCGCGAGGACUAG